GAAGUCAAAACGGGAAGCUCCAUUUCACACCGGAAAUGUAUUGGUUGGGGUUAACCAUGAUUGAAUUUUUUUAAAUUUACAAUACAGACAAAAAGUCCGUGUUUUUCAUAGAAAAACGCUGGCCCCUCCACUGCCUGUCACCAUGCCUGCUCUGCUGGACAGACCGAAGCUGUCCAACGCUAUGGCCAGAGCCCUCCACAAACACAUAAUGAGAGAAAGGGAGCGUAAAAGACAAGAGGAGGAAGAGGUGGACAAGAUGAUGGAGCAGAAGAUGAAAGAGGAAGAAGAGAGAAAGAGAACAAAAGAGAUAGAGGAGAGGAUGUCCUUGGAGGAGACCAAAGAACAGGUGAUGAAGAUGGGGGAGAAACUGCAGGGACUUCAGGAGGAGAAGCAUCAGCUCUUCCUCCAGCUGAAGAAGGUCCUGCACGAGGAGGAGAAGAGACGCAGGAAGGAGCAGAGUGACAUCACAACACUGACGUCAGCCAGCUACCAGCCCAGUCUAACCAUGCACACAGGACAGCAUCUCCUUAACAUUGAAUGCAGUCCAGUCAGUCACAACAGGGCCGGGGGUCUGAUGUCAGAGCGCAGUAAGCAGUUGUUUCCAACACCGGUCAACCCGAACCAGGCUGGGUUCAGUGCGGGCCCGGCUGAGCACGGACAGUUUGGGGGUAGUCAGUCGGUCCACGAGAGCUAUGGCGUGGCCCAGACACAACACCCCUCCACCUACGCCCCCGGCCCCUCUGUACCUGUCAGCUUCACCACCAGCUCCCAGAUCAGAGGUGUGUCUGCAUUCCAGGCAAUGCAGUACCUCCCUCAUCAGCAGCCAGGCUAUGCUGUUCACAGUCACUUCACGUCCCAGCCUGGAUUCAUCCCUGGUGCUGGAAUACCCCUUCAGAAGCAGUUGGAACAUGCCAACCAACAGUCUGGCUUCACUGACGCGGGUGCUCUGAGACCCGUGCACCCCCAAGCCCUCCAUACGUCUGCUGCUGGCCUGCUCCCCACUUCCUCCAUGGCUGUCCAGAUCCCCACUCCCAAGGGCCCUUUCCAGAGCUCUCCCCAAGCGGCUCCUCGCCACGCUCUCCUUCCCCACACCCAGAGUGGACAGAGAUUCUAUCACCACAGCAAGUAACCAUGGUUACCUGCCCAAACUACCUUUACCAGGAGUUCUUAUCGUUGAGAUUUCAUAGGCUUCUAGAAGACUGGAAUUAUGGGACAGUAAAACUUGGAUUUUGAUGGUUGAUUGUAAAGCCCAAACUUCCAGGCUUGACUUUGUAGUAAUAUUUCUUGUAUAGUUUAUUUUGUUAGUGCAGUAUUACUUUAGUUUUAGAUGCCUAGCUGUACUAGGAAACCAUUUUCUCCACUGUGAAACUGUAUAGUGUUAUACUUUGUCAAUUUUAUUGUGUGUUUGGAUGUAUUACCUUCAACUAUUAUGUCCGCUAAAUAAAUAAAGCACACACCAUUUCUAACAA
Molecule: messenger RNA, 1469 nt
Organism: Salmo salar (Atlantic salmon)
Lineage: Eukaryota; Metazoa; Chordata; Actinopteri; Salmoniformes; Salmonidae
Product: G protein pathway suppressor 2
Biological process (GO): regulation of transcription by RNA polymerase II
Cellular component (GO): transcription regulator complex
Molecular function (GO): transcription coregulator activity
Source: RefSeq, a predicted model, not a curated record